UACAAACAUGUGGGAAGGUGGAUUUUAACGCGUGUUUAUAAUUUCAUGACAUAUGCAGAAUAUGAGUCUGUUACCUAAAAGCGUGGAGGAGUUCAGCUCAGCUGAUUACUGGGAGCGAUUUUUCCGCAAACGGGGAGAAAAAGUGUUUGAAUGGUAUGGAGACUACAACUCACUGUGCGGUGUGCUCCAUAAAUAUAUCAAACCCAGAGAUAAGGUUUUAGUGGUGGGUUGUGGAAACUCAGAGCUAAGUGAGCAGCUUUAUGAUGUUGGCUACCGCUCCUUAACCAACAUUGACAUUAGCGAGACAGUCGUGAGUCAUAUGAACCAACGAAAUGCCCAGCGACGAUCUGACCUCACAUUUAAUCAGGUAGAUGCCACCCAGACAGGUUAUGAAGGUGACAGCUUCCAAGCUAUUCUGGAUAAGGGUACUUUGGAUGCCAUGGCGUCAGAGGAGGAAGGCAUUGUGGCUGGACGCAUGCUGGCUGAAAUGGGCAGAGUUUUGGUCGUGGGUGGGCGCUACGUCUGCGUGACUCUUGCCCAAGAGCAUGUGAUAAAGCUGGCAGUGGAACACUUUGCCGACGCUGGAUGGGCCGUACGGAUCCACUGCUUGAGCCAGCAGAGCCAGGACUCGGAUUCCUCAUCGUUUGCUCUGCCUGUUUUUGUUCUCGUCUGCACCAAGUUUCGUCAGCCACCUCCUUUUAAAGUGCUAGAAAUGUGCCUGGGUGAGGACGGUGCCCCCUGCAGACUGCCUUCAGUGUCUGAGCUAUUGGCUGCAGUGAAGGAACACCAGUCCUAUGCACUUGUACUUCAGAAGCUGAAAGGUGGCACAGACCCUGGUAGCACACCCUCUCUCACACUGUGUCAUGCAACCACUGGUCGUCCUCGAUACACAUUAACUAUCCAGGACAGUCCACCUUCCACCAAGGUGCCUCGCUCCAACCACUUUGCGAUAUUCAUUGUUCCUCAAGGUCGUGAAUCUGAUUGGUUGUACGGGUCAGCUGAGGGUCGUGCUCAGCUAGCCUCCAGCGCUAACUUCCGGCGACUAAUCAUUGUUGCGAUGCAUCGAGACCAGGAAUAUAAAGACAUGCAAGCAGUCCAGUCAGAACUCUCUCCCAUGGUGAUGGAUCUUGCUCCUCCAGGAAUGCCAGCUAAUCAUCAGGUUCCGUUCUUGUCUGUUGGAGGUGACCUAGGCUGGAGAGAAGUUGUGGGCAGAGGGGUCAGUGAUCUAACAGGCAAGUACUCUGUAGAAGAUGUCAGAGGAGAGGAUGGUCAUCUGUACCGUAGAUUGAUUUUCAUGAAAAACUCUCAGCUAGUGCAGUCCGAAAGCCGCCUGCGAUCCACCACAAGUCUUUCGGCUCAAAAAAAGAAAAACAAAAAGAAAUCAAAACACACAGCCCCCGACCCUCCAGCUUCAGCUGGCAAACAUCACACUAUAGACAGAGGGUUUCUGUGUUGUACUCACCAUGAGGUGAUGGUUGCAGGCCUGGCCAUGCUGGGGAAGGACAUCAUCAUUAAUAAAGAUGCAAAGGUAUCGGUGUUGGUGGUGGGACUGGGUGGCGGAGGACUUCCCCAGUUUAUCCGAGACUUCGUGCCUGGUGUGCGGGUGGAAGUGGUGGAACUUGACCCAGCCAUGCUGGAGGUGGCAAAGACCUGGUUUGGGUUCCAAACUGAUGACAGACUGAAAGUAAUACUGGGAGAUGGCCUAGAACACAUUAGCACACUGGAGAGCAAGGGUGGCCAUUUUUAUGAUAUCAUUAUGUUUGAUGUGGACAGCAAAGACCCCAAACUGGGCAUAAGUUGCCCUCCUCCUGCCUUUGUAGAAGCAUCACUUUUGGAGAAGGUCUGCAAGUUGUUAACCCCUCAAGGAGUGUUUAUGUUAAAUCUGGUGUGUCGUGACUCUGUGUUGAGGAAGUCAGUGUUGGGCCGUUUACAGGCCGUUUUUUCCAAUGUACUUUCUCGUCCUAUUGAGGGAGAGGUAAAUGAGGUACUGCUGUGUUCCAUGAGGGCAGGUGAAGGAGACAAGCCUUUCAAAACGCCUCAAGAGCUGCAGCAGUCUGCCAAAAACUUACAGGGGGCACUAAGGAGCCACAGUCAGAAAGCUUCCUGCAGCCCUCAGAUUGACAUUACAGAAAUGCUAAAUGAUUUGCGGGUAGCUUGAUUACAAGUUGCUCGGUCAGAGGAUAACUGUGUGCGUGUAUGCCAAAAAUGCAGGGCCGUAAUCACAAGUAAUAAAGUAAAAUCCCCCCCCCACACACACAAUACACCGAUGUAAAAAAUAUAAAUAAACAUAUUUUACUCACUA
This is a messenger RNA of Trichomycterus rosablanca, 2302 nucleotides long. RefSeq names its product methyltransferase 13, eEF1A lysine and N-terminal methyltransferase (gene mettl13). Lineage: Eukaryota; Metazoa; Chordata; Actinopteri; Siluriformes; Trichomycteridae. The transcript is spliced from 8 exons. The coding region runs from base 53 to 2158 and encodes 701 amino acids. The record is from RefSeq and is a predicted model, not a curated record.